Molecule: messenger RNA, 599 nt
Organism: Papilio xuthus (Asian swallowtail)
Lineage: Eukaryota; Metazoa; Arthropoda; Insecta; Lepidoptera; Papilionidae
Product: zinc finger protein 593 homolog
Exons: 2
Coding region: 50-502 (150 amino acids)
Molecular function (GO): nucleic acid binding; zinc ion binding
Source: RefSeq, a predicted model, not a curated record
CAAUCCUUUGACUUUGAAAUUGAAAAGAUUUUGACGUGUUUUGGACAUCAUGACAUAUAAACGAAAAAAAUAUCAUCACGGUGACACUCAUCUAAAAAGGCGAUGGAGAUUGAGAAAUAGAAAGAAGGAUCUUGAUGAAAUCGACAGCGAUUUAAAGGAGGAAAAUGCUGAGAAAUUACUGAAUCAAAACGUUGAUUUGGAUUUACCUGGUGCUGCACAGCAUUACUGUCUCCAUUGCGCUCGUUAUUUCAUUGACGAACAAGCACUGUCUGAACACUUUAAAACAAAAGUACACAAGAGAAGGUUGAAAGCUUUAGAGCUAGAGCCAUACAGUAUCGAAGAAUCGGAACGUGCCGCUGGUCACGGUAAUUUCAAAUUUCCUAGUAAACGGAAAAUAGUUACACAAAAUAAUAACUCAGACGUAAUUGAUAAGGAUGGUGAUGUUGUGUUAGAUGAUAGUACAGCAAGUAAGAAAAAGAAAAUCGACGAAGAUGAUACAUAAAACUAUUCUAAGUUGUUUGUUUAAGUUAAGAGACUGCAGCCUAUUACAUGUUAGAUAUUCUGCUCUAUUCAUAAAUGGCCGAAAAGCUACUGAUACA